AUGAUGCUGGCCCGGCUGCUUUCACUUCUCUGGCUAGCCUCUCGCGCUUCUGCUGCUCCUCGCAGGGGAGAUCUUGAGCUUCAGGUGCCGCCCGAAGGCAUCGAAUCCGAGGUCCUGCGCCCACGCCCGCUGAUUCGCCGUCAUCUCCCCUCGGAGGCUUCCUUUCACCUCUCUCCGGCCGUCCCCUUGGAAGUCCCUUUAACAAAGGAGCCCUCAGGGGAGCCCUUAAGGGAGCCUCUCAGGGUGCCCUUAAAGGAAGCUUCCGAGGGCAGAACCCAGACGCCGGAAGGGACUAGGGCCGCGAGUCUGCUCGUGCAGGACCUCGGACAUGGGUCGCUGUCAUGGUAUCUCUGGGUAGGGCUGCUCUCGUCCUCACUUGGGGCCGCGCUCACGGGCCUCAGCCUCUGGCGCGGCUUCUGCGUGGAGGUGGCCGCCGAGGAGCUGGUUCCGCCGCGCCCAGGGCACGUCACGUCUGUGUUUCAGAUCCUGUGCAUCACGAGCCUCAACAUCGGCUACGGUGCGAUGGCGGCGACCAUGGCCAUCUUCGUCCUCCCCAAGGCUACAAGAAAGACGCCGUGA
Molecule: messenger RNA, 579 nt
Organism: Symbiodinium sp. CCMP2592
Lineage: Eukaryota; Dinophyceae; Suessiales; Symbiodiniaceae
Source: the annotation of a GenBank genome assembly